Molecule: messenger RNA, 1029 nt
Organism: Lacerta agilis (Sand lizard)
Lineage: Eukaryota; Metazoa; Chordata; Lepidosauria; Squamata; Lacertidae
Product: basic salivary proline-rich protein 1-like
Exons: 1
Coding region: 1-1029 (342 amino acids)
Source: RefSeq, a predicted model, not a curated record
AUGGAGCCACGACCACCAGGCAGCCCCCCAGAGGAGGAGACCCCAGGACCACCGUGUGCAGGAGAAGAGGGGUCUGUAGAAGAGCAGCCUGGCGUGGGGCCCAGAAUAAUUCUGGUGCUCCCUUACAUCAAGCCAGAGCGCCCCGAAAGCGCCUCAGAACAUCAAGAGGCCGACCACCUGGGCGAGGACACAGGUGCCUCCACCAGCUCCUGCCCCUGCUAUGGGACCAACGAGGAGUUGCCCCGCUACCAGCCCCCCGGGCGCCCCGAGGACAGAGUGAGUGGGGACCCCCAACCGGGCAGGAAGAAGAUCCCCCCCACAAAGGGGCAGGAACCCCACCACAGGCCUCCAUCACCUGUGGGACGGAAGUGUCUUCAAAAGAGGAAGAACCAAGAAGGCUGGGAGGAACACCAUCACAGUCUUCGUCCUUCGGACAGCAGGGAGGCUGCUGGGGACAGAAGAGCUACCCCCCCUGAGGGCGGGGGACCCCCCAGCAGCCCUCCUCCUCCUGAGGGACGGGGACCUCCCAGCAGCCCUGCUCCUCCUGAGGGCCGGGGACCCCGCAGCAGCCCUACUCCUCCACCUGAGGGCGCGGGAUCCCCCAGCAGACCUCCUCCUCCUCGGGAGGCAUGGAAAUCAAAGAAGAAGACCAAGCAUGUCCGGUGGGCAGAUGAGCAGGACCAGAGCUCUCUGCCCCACCACCCCGAGGAGGAGGCAACGCAGCUGCAGGCAGAGGGGUCUCGACAGCCUGGCCCCAUUCUGGAAGAGAACAGCAGCCAAGGGCCGUCCGAAGAACAACACCUGGAGGCGCCCAGAAUGAAGGAGGCCAGGCCGAAAAAGAAGACCAAGAAGAAGACCCCCUCGUGCCUUAGCCUCCGAUCCCUCUUCUCCCGGGUCCGGAAGGCCUUUCAGAAAGCGCCACCACCUGCGCCACCUCCGGAACCAGAGAAGAGGAGGCCACUCGGCCCGUGGCUGAGGCGGUGGCUUCAACAACGCCGCCGCAGCUGUUUCCAUCCAGAGGCCCUUUAA